UUUUUUUUGCAGGUUUACAGAUUCUCAAAUGAUAUUCACUGCCUGGACUUGUCCACAUUUAUCUGGUCACUGUUGCACACAUGGGGUACCCCAGCUCGCUGGCGAGACUUCCACUCAGCCACUGGCAUUGGUCAUUUUAUGUAUAUAUUUGGUGGCAGAGGAGAUAGAGGAGGACCUUAUCACACAAACAAUGAAGUCUAUUGUAAUCAAAUGCAAAUAUUUAAUACUCAAGACAAUACAUGGUAUGAGCCAAGUUGUACAGGAGACAUUCCUUCACCUGGACGGAGGAGUCACUCAGCAUUUGUAUAUAAAAAUAAGCUGUAUCUAUUCGGUGGUUACAAUGGUUUGGUAGAUGAGCAUUUUAGUGAUCUGUACAAGUUUGAUCCAGGU
This is a messenger RNA of Lingula anatina, 390 nucleotides long. Its product is annotated as kelch domain-containing protein 3. Lineage: Eukaryota; Metazoa; Brachiopoda; Lingulata; Lingulida; Lingulidae. The record is from RefSeq and is a predicted model, not a curated record. Gene Ontology annotation, molecular function: chromatin binding; protein binding. Gene Ontology annotation, cellular component: cytoplasm.